Plasmodium gallinaceum is the source of this 5973-nucleotide messenger RNA. Its product is annotated as myosin D, putative. The record is from RefSeq and is a predicted model, not a curated record. Gene Ontology annotation, molecular function: actin filament binding; microfilament motor activity; ATP binding. Bases 1 to 5973 code for a protein of 1990 amino acids. The transcript is spliced from 4 exons. Gene Ontology annotation, cellular component: cytoplasm; vesicle; myosin complex. Gene Ontology annotation, biological process: vesicle transport along actin filament; actin filament organization. NCBI's taxonomy places the organism in Eukaryota, Apicomplexa, Aconoidasida, Haemosporida, Plasmodiidae.
AUGGCUUUUCUGAAAUUUAAGAGUAAUGAAACUUUUUAUUAUUCUAACAUAUCAAAUAUCAAAGAUGAAGAAAAAAAGGAUUUAAUAAAAAAUGAAAAGAAGAUUAAAGAGAAUUUAUCUCUAGAGAACAAAGAAAAGGAAAAUAUAUAUUCAUGUACUCAUGUGUGGUAUUUCUAUAAUAAUACAUAUAAAAAAAUGGAAAUAUGUGCAUUUAAUAAAUUGGAAAAUACAUAUAACUUAAAAAGAAAAGAUAACAUACUAGAAAAUAUACCUGCAGAUAAAGUAACACGGUGUUUAAAAGAUGAAAUUGAGGUUGAUAGUGAGAACAAUAUAGAUAUAUUGCAACUUAAUGAAGAAAAUGUUAUGGAAAAUUUAAGAAACAGAUAUAAAAAAAAUAAAAUUUAUACGUUUCAUGCUUCAUUAUUAUUAGCUAUUAAUCCAUAUAAACAAAUUAAGGGACUUUACAAUGUUGAACGUAUGAAUACUUAUUUAUUUAAGUUUAAAAAUAAUGAGAUAAAUAAUAAUAGAGAUUUUCAAACACAUAUUUAUGAUAUAGGUAAUAUGGCAUAUAGAAAUAUGAUAUUAAAAAAGAAAAGACAAACAAUUAUUGUUUCUGGUCAUAGUGGUAGUGGAAAAACAGAAAAUUGCAAAUUUCUUUUUAAAUAUUUUCAUUAUAUAUUUUUUAACAAAAACAAUACUGAUAAAAAUAAAAUAUAUAAAAAUAUGAACUCUUAUUUAAAUGAAAAUUCAGAUGAAGAGGAUGAAAAUGAAAUAACAGAAAAAAAUGAAUUAUUAUCAUAUAAUAAAGAAUUAAUAGAUAAUGAUGAUUCAAAAAUGAAAAAUAUGAAAGAUAAAAAUGAAAAGAUGGAUGAAAAUAGAUCAAAAAAAAGUAGUUUCGGUGAAAUGAGUGAAGUUAUAAAUUAUGAACGAAUUGAUAAGCUUAUUUAUAUUAAUAAUAUUAUAGAAUCUAUGAGUAAUGCAAAAACCAUAAAAAAUAAUAAUAGUAGUAGAUGUGGAAGAAUUAAUGAUUUAAUAUUUGUAGAAAAAAAAAAAAAAGAUGAUACUAUAUUUAAUUAUUGUUUUUCUAACAUUAAAAUAUUAAUACUUUUACUAGAAAUUAAUAGAUGUAUUACUCAAAAUAUUGGGGAGAGAAAUUUUCAUGUUUUUUAUCAGCUAAUUUGGGGAUUAACUGACGAACAAUUAAAAAAAAGAAAUUUAAUUAGAGAUAUACAUUAUUAUAAUCUUUUGAAUAAUGAUGCAUAUAAAAUGAAAAAUUUAAAGAAGAUCAAUGGUAUAGAAAAAAAUAAUUCAAUAGAAAUAGAUCGACAUAGAGAUGAAAAAAAUUUUGAAUAUUUAUUAAAUGGGUUACGUUAUAUAAAUUACGAUGAAAAUAAAAUUAAUCAGUUUUAUGACGUUAUAGCCGGUAUAAUACAUCUAGGAGAAAUAGACCCUAAUGAGGAUGAUUUAUUAAGUGAGAGCUAUAAAAAUGCUUGUGAAUGUUUAAAAAUAGAUUUAAACGAUUUACAAAAUACAAUUAAAUAUAAGAAUAUUAAUGUAUCAUUCGAGCAAAUAAGAACACACAGAAACAAAGAUAAUUCAUUGUCUACUUUACAUACAUUAAUAAAGGUAAUAUAUAAAAACUUAUUUAAUAGAAUAAUAAAUGAUAUAAAUAUAACAAACUUAAGUAAUGAAGAAAAAGAACAAAUAAUGAAUGAACAUAUAUAUUCAUUAAAUACUAAUGUUAUAUCUAUUUUAGAUCUUUAUGGGUUCGAAGAAUUAUCAUGUAAUGAUUUUGAACAAUUAUGUAUCAAUUUGGCAAAUGAGAAAUUAAAUAAUUAUUACAUUAACAAUGAAAUUGAAAAAGAAAAGGUGAUAUACAAGUCAGAAAAUUUAUUAUGGAAUGAUAUAAAAAUUCCUAAUUUUAAAGAAACUAUCACUUUUAUUGAGAAAAUGUUUGCAAAUUUAGAUGAUAUAACUAAGCUUAAUAGUAGUGGACAAAAAAAGGUAGAUGAUCACUUUUUUACUUAUUUAUUAAAUAAUGAAAAAAGCUAUCUUGAAAAUAACAUUUAUGGUUUCUUAAAUAACAAAGAUAAUAAAUACACUAAAAAAAGGCAGAAUGUAAAAAAAAAUAAAUUUUUCAUAAAGCAUUAUGCUGGACAUGUAACUUAUAAUAUAAAUAACUGGAUACAUAAAAAUAGCGAUAAAAUUGAAGUAGAAAUAGAAAAUAUAAUCAAAACAUCCACAAAUUUAUUUUUAAAAGGAGAUGAUGAAUUCGAAAAUGAGAAAAAGUAUGAAGAAGAAAAAGAAGAAUAUAAAUUCACAAGUAGUCAUGGGGAUCAAGAUGAUAGAAUAUUGAAAAAGAAUAAAGAGAAAUAUUAUACAUGUGAAAAUAUUGAAACAGGAAUGAAAUCAAAAAAUAAUAUAGGAAGCUCAAAUAACAAAAUAUCAGUAGAAAAUGACGAAAUUUACCUAGAAAAUAAUAAAAAUUAUUUGAAGAAUGAAAAAAAUGAUACUAUAAAUAUCUCUUCUAUCGAAAAAGAAGAGUUAAUAAAUAAAUUAAAUAACAGUAAAAAAUUUUUAAAAGUUGAUAUAAGUGAUAAUAGAAAAUAUAGUAAUGUUAAUGCAAAUAGUUUAGUAAAUAUGAGAAUGCAAAGAACAAAUUUAAGUGCUUCCUCAAUGGUAUAUAAUAUAUCUGGUUCUAAUAGUAACAUUAAGAAUAAUAUAUUAAGUGUUAGUAAAAAGUAUAUAAAAGAACUAGAUAGGUUAUUUAAUAAUUUACAAAAAACUGAUAUGUAUUACAUAAGAUGUAUUUUACCAAAUGAAAAAAUGGAAAAAGAUCAUUUCAAAAGACGUUUAGUCUAUGCACAAUUAAAACAAUGUGGAGCAAAUGAAAUGAUUAAAAUAAUAAAUAAUGGGUUAUCUCAUAAAAUAUUAAAAGAUAAAUUAUUAGAAAAAUGUAGAAAUUGUAUACCUAGUGAAUUACAGUAUUGUGGUAAAGAUGAUACAAUAUAUUAUUUCAUGAGAUUAUUUGAUGAUUCAAAAAAUUUUAAGAUUGGAACAAAUUAUAUAUUCAUGAAAUCACAUAUAUAUACUCAGAUAAAUUAUUUUUUUUAUAACAAUUGUUCUUUAAAUGAUAAUGUAUCUUUAAAGAAAGAAAAGGAAAUUUUCAAAGAAAUAAGAAUUAUGAGAUUCAGAAGGUGUGUGACAGUAAUAAAGAUAAAUAAUUGGAUUAAUAAAUAUUACAGAGUAUAUUUAGAGAAGAAAAAAGAAAUGAAAAGAAAAGUUUGUGAUUAUAUAUAUAAAAUGUAUUUAAUAUAUAAAACAAUGAUAAGUAUAAAAAAGACAUUUUCCUAUAAUGUAAAAAAAUUAAAUAGAAUCUUUUGUAAUUUAGGCUAUUAUUUUGCUUUUAAAAGAAUGAAGAAUACAAGGAAAAAUACCUUUUUAAUUAAAUUGAAAAAAAAAGAAGAAGCAAUGAAAAAUAAAAAAGAUGAACUAGAAGAAAAAAUGGUAAAUAUAAAAAUUUCUCAAAAUAAGGAAUUAGAAGAUAAAUUAAAUUCGUUAAAAAAUAAAGUAGAAGAACCUUCUCUAAAUGAAACAAAUGAUCAAAUUAACAAUAAAGAGAAGUUAAUAAGUAAGUUGCAUGAAAAUGAAGAAACACUAGGUUUACAAAAUGUAAUGGCAGAAUUAUUUGUUAGUACUCCUGAUAAUUAUCAUUAUAUUUAUAAUAAUUUAGAUUGGAUUAUAAUGUAUAUAAAUAAAAAGUUAUAUUUUUAUAACAUCUUCUACAAUUAUGAAAAAAUAAACAAAAAAUGUGUUUUAAGUUAUGAUAGUAUUAAAACAAAAAAAUUAUAUCCAAUAAAAAAUGAAAAUAUACAUAAAUAUGAGGAAAGUAGUGAAUAUUCAUUAAUAGAAAUAAAUGAAAAAAAAUUGGAUGAAAAUUUAUUUUUUGAAAAAUCUUGUAAUUUAAAAGAAAACACUAAUAAUGAAAAUUUGAAUAAAAAUAUUCAAGAAAACAAAAAAGAAAUAUUAAAUAAGAACUUAGGAUUAAAAAAAAAGAAAGAUAUGUGUUAUUUGUUAAGAGAUUUUCAUUGUAUUAAUCAACAUAAUUUGUACAAGAAUAUUUUUAUAGGUAUUGACAAAAGCUUAAAUUUAAUUAUAUUUACUUACCCUAAUUUGAGAACUAUUAAAAAAUUUUUGAAAAAAAAAAUUAAGUCGAUAAAGCAUAGUAAUGGAAACUUACCUAAAACAUAUCUACCUCUACUAUAUAAAAGCAAUAACUAUGAUACUCAUUUGCAAAAAAAAGUAGAUAAUGAAAAACAAAAAUGUGAAGCUUUUCUAAAUAAUUGUAAAAAAGAAAACAUAUGUAAAAAUAAAAAUGAAGAAGAGUUCGAAACAGAUGAACAAAAAGAUGUUUUUAGUGAAGAAAACUUAAAUAUGUUUAUUCACAUGUAUAAAAAUAUUUAUGUUUUAAGUAAUCUAGAAAAUGUUUUUAAAAAGGAGAAAGAAGAAAAAAAUUACAAAAAGGAAGUAAUAGAAACAGAAAGAACCAAAUUAAAGACAGAAUUCUAUGAUAAAAAUGAUAAAAUUAAAGAGGAUACAAAAUUCAAAGAAACUAAUAAAAAUAAAAAUAUCUCUUUUUCCAGUUUUAUAAAAGAAUUAAAGAAAGAAGAAUAUAUCAUGAAUGAGCUUUAUUCUAAUCCAUCCUUUAAAAUAUUAAAAAUUUGUUUUUUACCUAGUAGUAUAAGUUAUUUUUCUUAUUUGGCUUACUCAUUAAUAAAUGAAAAUCAUUAUUUACUAUUAACUAUAGUUAAUUUUUUAUCUAAACCAAUUUAUAAAUAUACCACUUAUAUACUUAUAAAUAAUGUAAUUAAUAAUGAAGAUUUUUUUAGUUUCUUUAUUAAAAGUUAUAACCAUAUAAAUAUAAAUAAUAACAUUAAUACUGAUAAUAAUGAAAAACAAAUAGAAAAAAAGAAUGUUAUUAAUAAUGAAAAUUUAGACAAAUAUCUAAGUACUUUAAAAAUGUCUAUAAUUAAUAAUUCUCAUAUUCUUAUUUAUGGUUCUUGCUUAUUAAGCUUGAUUGAAAUAAAAAAGUAUGAUUUAAAUAAUAUUAACCCAUAUAUUAAGGAAUACGAAUAUAAGUAUUUAAAAUUGAUAUUUAAUUUGUAUUGCUUUGAAUAUUUUAAUAAUGUGUAUGAUUCUUAUAUGAAUAAAUUAUCUUAUGAUCUUAAGCACAAUUUAAUAAUAAAUGAUUUAUUUAAAAAUGAGAAAAAAAAGAACUUUAUUAUUCCUGAUGAAUCAAAGAAGAGUGUAUCAAGUUUUAAUGAAAAUGAUGAGUUAAACAAAGAUAUGAAAGAAAAUUGUGAAUUUAUGUUUUACAUUUUUUCUCUAUUUAAUGAAAUUUACUUAUUAACAAAUAAAAAUGAAGUAAAUUCUGUUGACGUGUUGUUUAAUUAUGAAAAUUGGAAAAUAAUAAAAUUAAAAAAUAGUAAUACUGGUGAUACAAAAAAUUGUACCUUUCAAGGUGUAAUGAAUAUGAAUAUUAAUUAUUAUUAUAAUAAAAAUUAUUAUAAGAGUUUUAUAGCACUGAAUUCAUCCAUUCAAGCAACAUUUCAAAAAUACUAUAAUAAUAAUAAUAAUAAUAAUAAUAGCAUUUCUAUAAAUUAUCCAUAUAAAUCAGUAUUCCCUGAUGUAUAUGUUUUGAAAGAAAUGAGAUAUAACAUGUGUAAAAGGAGGAAUGGUUUUUAUUAUAAUUUGAAAAACCAGGAGCUUUUCACUUUAUACAAUGAAAAAGAAGAUGAAUUAAUUACUUCUAAUGAUGAUAAAUAUCUUUCUUAUAAUAUUUUAGCAUAUACACCAUUAAAUCAUUUGGAUACCAUACUAUUAUUAAAUUAUUCUAAUGAAAUGAAUUCAUACAGUUUUGAAUUCAUUAAUAUUGUAAGCAAAAGUAAAAAAAUAAUUACCCUUGAUCAUUGA